AAGUUAGCUCAAUUUUUAGCUCCAAAACAAAGUGAAGGACAAAGAAAGGGCUUGAUUACAGUUUGCACCGAAAGCUACGCAAAGUCGCCAGACGGAGAAAGCAGCAGACCUUACAGUUCAAUUUUCUGUGGCAAUUGCCGGAAAACCCCAAUUUCCAGCUGAAGGUAUAAGAGCUGGAAGAUUGGUGAGGGAGAUAUGGGUGACAAGUUAAGAUCAAAAGUUAGGAAAUCUCCGGAAGCUAGUUCUGUGACAGGACACGAGCUAUCAAAAACUCCCACGACUUUAUUGGAUAGACCUAACAAAAAUUUAGCCGGGAUCUUUGCCUGUGCUCUUCUUGUGUUUGAUGCUGUUCUCAUUUUGUUUAUAAUUGCUUAUGUCCCAUACACAAAAAUUGAUUGGGAUGCUUACAUGUCACAGGUAUCUGAGUUUCUUAAUGGAGAGAGAGAUUAUAGUAACAUAGAAGGUGACACGGGGCCUCUCGUCUAUCCAGCUGGUUUUCUUUAUGUAUAUACAGCCAUUCAGUACAUCACAGGAGGACUAGUCCAUCCUGCUCAGAUUUUGUUUGGUGCUCUGUACAUAAUUAACCUUGCAAUUGUGUUCUUCAUCUAUAUCAAAACUGAUGUGCUUCCCUGGUGGGCUCUUACCCUGCUUUGUUUGUCAAAGAGGGUGCAUUCCAUAUUUGUACUUCGUCUAUUCAAUGACUGCAUUGCUACAACACUUCUUCAUGCUGCACUUGCAACUCUUCUUUAUCAGAAGUGGUGGUUGGGGUUGAUAAUAUUCAGCUUGGCUGUUUCAAUAAAGAUGAACGUGCUACUCUUUGCCCCUUCUUUACUACUACUCAUGUUGAAGGCUAUGGAUAUCAGUGGAACGAUAGUGGCUCUUGGAGGAGCUGCAUUUGUUCAGAUCCUACUUGGGUUUCCUUUCUUAGUAUCAUAUCCAGUGGCCUAUGUAUCUGGAGCCUUCAAUCUCGGACGUGUGUUUAUCCACUUUUGGUCAGUUAACUUCAAAUUUGUUCCAGAGCCAGUCUUUGUUUCAAAGGCAUUUGCAGUUUCAUUGCUGAUUUUACAUCUCGGACUGUUGGCUAUUUUUGCUCACAAGAAGUGGUGCAAGCAUGAGGGUGGACUUGUUAAUGUGAUGCAUUCUGUAUACAUCUCUACUGUAAGUCGCUUCCCUCUUCAGGGACUUUAUGCAUAUGGCACAACCUCGAAAACACUGAAUGAAGAACAUAUUGUAACUACCAUGUUUGUUGGAAACUUCAUCGGUAUCAUUUGUGCCCGCUCACUACAUUAUCAGUUCUACUCCUGGUACUUCUUCAGUGUGCCGUAUCUGCUGUGGAAGACACCCUUCCCAACGCCAUUACGCAUAGCAUUGUUUGUAGCAGUUGAAUAUUGUUGGAAUGUUUAUCCGUCAAACAACUAUUCAUCUGGUAUACUUGUUUGCAUCCACUUGAUGAUACUAUGGGGACUCUGGAUUGCCCCUCCAGAAUAUCCUUACAUGGAUGACAAGUCACCGGCCAAACGAAAGAAAAGAUGAAGUCCAUUUACCAUAGAAAUCAUUGAUAGUUUUUUGCUUCUUGACUUGGCUGCAAUUUAAGAGAGUAGCUACAUGACUUGCAAUUUUAAAGAGUUUUAGGUGUACCAAUGGUGUACUAAAAUUUUGGAGCAAAGCUGCCUGUGUUCUUUUGUGUAACGCUAUGUUUAAUCAGUAAAUGUGGCAAUUAUAUACUAUUGUAUAAGCUAUAUUGCUUCUUGUGAUGGCAAACGGGCUGCGCAAGCUCUAACUUUUAAA
Messenger RNA from Spinacia oleracea (spinach), 1788 nucleotides. Its product is annotated as dol-P-Man:Man(5)GlcNAc(2)-PP-Dol alpha-1,3-mannosyltransferase. The record is from RefSeq and is a predicted model, not a curated record. The transcript is spliced from 14 exons. NCBI's taxonomy places the organism in Eukaryota, Viridiplantae, Streptophyta, Magnoliopsida, Caryophyllales, Amaranthaceae. The coding region runs from base 196 to 1533 and encodes 445 amino acids. Gene Ontology annotation, cellular component: endoplasmic reticulum. Gene Ontology annotation, molecular function: dol-P-Man:Man(5)GlcNAc(2)-PP-Dol alpha-1,3-mannosyltransferase activity.